Megalops cyprinoides (Indo-Pacific tarpon) is the source of this 1874-nucleotide messenger RNA. It is a transcript of the gene poc1b, whose product is annotated as POC1 centriolar protein B. The record is from RefSeq and is a predicted model, not a curated record. Bases 122 to 1579 code for a protein of 485 amino acids. Gene Ontology annotation, molecular function: protein binding. Gene Ontology annotation, biological process: cilium assembly. The transcript is spliced from 12 exons. Gene Ontology annotation, cellular component: centriole; ciliary basal body. Lineage: Eukaryota; Metazoa; Chordata; Actinopteri; Elopiformes; Megalopidae.
CGCUGCCCGGGUCUGAGGCGCUGAAGCGCGCUCGGUUUGACAGGGGAGAGCUGUCAAACCAGUGCUGUCCGUGUUUAUCUUCCGUAGUCCCCGCCAUGCAAAGAAGGAUCGCAUCUACUAAAUGGCAUCUGUUUUGGAGGAUCCUUCCUUGGAAAGACAUUUCAAAGGUCAUAAGGAUGCAGUCACGUGUGCUGACUUCAGUCCUAACAACAGGCAGCUGGCCACCGGGUCAGCUGACACAAACCUCAUGAUCUGGAGCAUGAACCCCAAAGCCAAGGCUCUGAAGUUUGUUGGGCACCGUGAUGCCAUCACCAGUGUGCAGUUCUCCCCUUCUGGUGAACUGGUGGUUUCUGCAUCCAAAGAUAAAACCGUUCGGCUGUGGACGCCCAGCAUACGAGGCGAGUCGACCGUGUUCAAGGCUCACAUCGCCACGGUACGCUGUGCCAGCUUCUCCCACGACGGCCGCAUGCUGGUCACCGCCUCUGACGACAAGUCUGUGAAGGUGUGGAACGUCCACCGGCAACGCUUCCUCUACUCUCUGAACCAGCACACCAACUGGGUCCGCUGCGCCCGGUUCUCUCCAGACGGGCGCUUGAUCGCCUCCUGUGGUGACGACAGGAUGGUGCGGCUCUGGGACACCAGCUCCCGCCAGUGCAUCAACGUCUUUACCGACUGUGGAGGAUCUGCGACUUUUGUGGAUUUCAACUCCAGCGGCACCUGCAUUGCCUCGUCAGGAGCCGACAACACGCUGAAGAUAUGGGACAUUCGCACCAAUAGGCUGCUGCAGCACUACCACGUUCACAGAUCAGGGAUCAAUUGCUUUUCCUUCCACCCGUCGGGGAACUACCUGAUCAGCGCGUCCAGUGACAGCACAGUGAAGAUCCUUGACCUGCUGGAGGGCAGGCUCAUCUACACCCUGCAUGGGCACAAGGGUCCCGUCCUCACCGUAGCGUUUUCCCGUGGAGGUGACCUCUUUGCUUCUGGAGGCAGUGAUUCUCAGGUGCUGCUUUGGAAAACCAACUUUGACGCCUUCAACUACAGGGAGGUGCUGAAGAGGCACAGACGGCGUGCGAACCCCGACCCUCCCCCUCACCUGAGUGACAUCUUCCCCCGCGGACCACACCUGCACACAAACCAGUCAGAGUCCAUCCAGAUCAGCCCCAUGGUGGCGGAUACGCAGUCCGCAGACCCGCACAUCGUUGAAGUGGGCCAGUCGCUGUUCUCCAGAUCGCAGCCGAGUGGCCGUAGCCAUGGAAAUGAGGUUCCAGGGGGCAGGGCCAGGGGUCUCUCCAGAGGUGGGAGUGGCCAGACCUGGGCGGGGUCGGUGGGGAUGCAGGAGGAGGAGGCGGGCAGCCGGACCUUUGCCCUGGAGGAGCGAUCAGGCCUUCCAGACGGGGUCACCAGAACAUUGGAGCACAUUGUGCAACAGCUGGAUGUCUUGACGCAGACGGUGUCGGUGCUGGAGGAGCGUCUGUGUCUCACGGAGGACAAGCUGAGGGAGUGUCUGAACACGCAGGCACGUAUGGUUCUGCAGGUGCAGCAAGGAGCAGACUCCGGCUCUCAGGGCUCUGACCUCUGACCCCCUUCCUGAAUUUUGGGAUAGCCCGUGAUGAGCAGAACUCAUCUGCUCUUUUUAAAGACGCCCAGCUGCGGAGCUGAAACGGGCCUUCCGGUCUCCCUCACAAAGCAGGGUAUGGGGAGGUGGUCCGGCAGAGACCCGAAAAUUCAUUCAGCCUCUCUUGGAAGGCAGCUGCAGCUAUGAAAACACCCUGCCUUGUUUGGACAGCGGGGCGCACUCCCCAAAGAUGCAGAACACAGAGGCGGGGUACCCCGCUUCCUCUCACUGCAGCUGUGCUGAGGUUAGCAGGCGUGAC